Trematomus bernacchii (emerald rockcod) is the source of this 1280-nucleotide messenger RNA. It is a transcript of the gene mapda, whose product is annotated as adenosine deaminase-like. Gene Ontology annotation, molecular function: adenosine deaminase activity. The record is from RefSeq and is a predicted model, not a curated record. The transcript has 10 exons. The coding region runs from base 102 to 1181 and encodes 359 amino acids. Lineage: Eukaryota; Metazoa; Chordata; Actinopteri; Perciformes; Nototheniidae. Gene Ontology annotation, biological process: adenosine catabolic process; inosine biosynthetic process.
GAAAUACAGACUGAAAACAGUGUCAGCGUUAAGUGACAGCCUGCAGCUCUGAUCACAGCUCAGGAUUACACAGGCUUUGUUUUAUGUUGUGAUGAUGGACAAUGAGGUCGAUGUCUUCUAUCGGGAGCUGCCAAAAGUGUUACCUAGAUGCUAACGUCAGCGUUUCAAACCGUCACCAGGAGCUCCAUGCUCACCUCAACGGCUCCGUCAGCUGCCCGACCAUCGAGAAGCUCAUCAGCCGAAAACCGCACCUCAACAUCGGACACGGCAUGACGGCCAUCGGCAAGGGCCAGCGGAGGACCCUGGAUGAGUGUUUCCAAGUCUUCAAGGUCAUCCAUCAGCUGGUGGACACGGAGGAAGACAUCCUGAUGGUUGCUACAGAUGUGAUCAAAGAGUUUGCAGCAGAUGGUGUCAAAUAUUUAGAGCUGAGAAGUACACCAAGGGAGGAGAAACAUACAGGAUUGACAAAGAAGAGUUACAUUGAAACCGUCAUCAAAGCCAUUACACAAUGCAAAAGCGAAGGAGUGGACAUUGAUGUCAGGUUUCUGGUGGCGAUUGACCGCAGGAAUGGAACUGAAGUUGCCAUGGAGACGGUGAAGCUUGCUGAGGACUUCAUGCUGUCGUCUGAUGGUUUGGUGUUGGGACUCGACCUCAGUGGAGAUCCAACGGUUGGCCAUGGCAAAGACCUACUUCCUGCUCUGCAGAAGGCAAAGAACUGUGGACUGAAGUUGUCCCUGCACCUCUCAGAAGUCCCGUCCCAGCUGGAGGAGUCCGACCUGCUGCUGGAUCUUCCUCCGGACAGGAUCGGUCAUGGCACCUUCCUGCACCCGGCCAUGGGGGGAUCUCAAGGGCUUGUUGACAAAGUGGUGAAGCACAACAUACCGCUGGAGCUCUGCCUGACAUCAAACGUCAAAGGACAAACGGUUGCACGUUACUCCGAUCAUCAUUUCAAACACUGGUACCAGAUGGGACAUCCCAGUGUGAUUUGUACUGAUGAUAAAGGAGUCUUCAGUACGGACUUGUCUCAGGAAUAUCAGCUGGCAGCUUCCACGUUUGAUCUCAGUCGUGAAGCUGUGUGGAAACUUUCCCAUGAUGCCAUAGACUGUAUCUUUGCCCCGGACACUGUGAAACAGCAGCUCAAACAGAAGUGGAUUGAUUUAAAGCCUCAAGUGUUCAAGUGAUCCAUUACAGGGAAACUGACAGCCUUUAAUAUACCUCACAUAUCAUUUUACAGAACUUAUUCAUUAACAUUUUACAUUGUAGAAAUCAUGUCUUCAACU